Hypoxylon fragiforme is the source of this 2477-nucleotide messenger RNA. RefSeq lists its product as uncharacterized. Lineage: Eukaryota; Fungi; Ascomycota; Sordariomycetes; Xylariales; Hypoxylaceae. The record is from RefSeq and is a predicted model, not a curated record. Bases 332 to 2359 code for a protein of 675 amino acids. The transcript is spliced from 2 exons.
AGCAUAACUUUUUUUCCUCUGGAUUUUUGGGAAUCCUUUUGGAAACCAGACGAUGCCUAAACUCAGUUUUCCCUAGAAGGGGAGUCCAAAUCGUCGACCGAAAAUCACGUAUCCCAUAUCUACGACUUCGUAUAAGCAGCUUUCACAACGAGCUGCCGAGGAAGUCUUUCGCACUGCGUUGCCAGAGCCCCUGAUUGUAGAACGGCAGCGGCAGCGGCAGCGACAACAACAACGCCGAAUAAGCCGUUCCAAAAAUGGCAUCCAUGUUAGCAGGCGCCUUCCGUCAAGAGGAAAUGAAGGAUCUUGCCACGGCAGUAGGCCAUAUUCUCUUAUGCAAGUUUCCGAGUUUACAGAAGAUCAUCCAUUUUGGGGGACCUUACGGCAGUCCCAAAUCCCCGACACCAAACCCGAGACGAUUGACAUCGCCGAUAAUAGACACCCGUAUGAGAAUGGUACUCCUAUGGAAUUUAUUGAUAAUGGACCACUCCCAAAUCCAAUAGGUAGCCAUGCCUGCCAGACAGAUAGGGGUCGGCGACAAAAAGGGUUGAACAUCGCGGGGCAAAAUCGAGAGUAUAACCGAGAAAAGCGGUUUGGUCUUGCAGAUCCUGUCGUUUGGGAUGCGAUCAAUAGAUCGCUCGGCCAACAACGACGACUGUCUUCUUUGAUCAUACCAGAAGAUACCGCAGUACACCAUCCUUUAGAGUCAGAUAUACCAUCUCGCACCCCGAGCCAGCGCAAAGCCUUGAAUAAAUUCACGAGGCAACUGGAAAAGUAUGCGGAUGUUGCUGGAGUAGCUAGUAAGCUUCCAGUUAUGACACCCACUGAAUCGGAAUCUAAGGUAUCGUAUCAUACUGUUCAGCCAUUGGUACCAUAUCAGGACGAGUUUCAAGCUGCUGGCCUUGCAGUAACAUCUGCAGAGCAAGGUCGAAUGGUGCCGAUGCAAAUGCAUAAUGAAUUUGAUGGGCAAGGCGAUAUUGUUGAUAAUCGGUCGUGCUCAAGCUCUGGAACAUUUAUUGAGUUUACCACAGACAAGAAUCUCGUGGAGGAACUACCGAGAUCCCAAUCGAAGUCAAAGAAGAAGUCAACAUCCAAGGGGAAGAGAGGGAUCUUCCCGUGGCUGAGGAGGAAGAAAUCGCCAGCUACAGAACCCCGUAGUAGUCGAAUUAUGUCACAGCAGGCAUGGCAGGCGAGGAGGGAUAAUCGCACUCAAAGUCGGCCCAAGAAUAAUGAUUCGCAAAAAAUAACUGGUCUUCGUCACUCCCGCACUCCUCGAGUCCGACCGUCUCAGGUACCUGAGAUCAGUCCACCUGUUUUACGGCCCCGGAACCCAAUAAGACCACCUCCCAGUUUUGUUACUCCCAAAAGGCCCCCAGUUGCCGCAUCUUCAUCUGCCGAGAUCAAGCAAAGUGAUCGUAAACCUUGCUCAGGAGCAACAAUUCCACCACGGGGUUCAGGGCCUGAGGCUAAGCAACCGACAGUUCAGACCGGGCUGCGUAAACGAGAUACAUCUAUGGUUCGCCAAUUGCGUCCCGAAACCAUUGAGGAAGAGAAAGAGUCAUUGCCAAGCUACUACUACUUAGAUCAGUCGAAAGUUCAGAUAUACCCGCGACCGAAUCAAAGGGAUGCAUCAAUACAUACGACCAUAGAGAAUGAACAUCCUCGUGGGACGUCAUCACAAAAUACUCCAUCAACGGUUCCGUCAUUACCAUACACUGCUCGGUAUGCUCUUAGCCGACGCUCAUCAUUAGAAAGAGCAUUAAACGAGGUUUCUUAUCAGCUUGAAAGGAUGGAACAAGAAGCGGACAAGACGGCCCGUUUAUGUAGUCGCCCCCCGACCUUGACAGAGAAGACGAAUCAAAAGGAGCAGGACGAAGAAGUACGCCGUUCCAGCCAACAAUAUGCAGAGGCUGCUCUUCCACGUCGACCCCAGCCAACUGAAGAGGUUAUAUUUGUAAACCGGAGGAUGCCGCCAGUCAAAUCUCCCAGGCCGAAACAAAGGCUCAAGUCCUCACCGCCACCGCCUCCACCUCCGCUUAAGCAUACUCGGGCUGCUCAUAUUUUGGUCAAAAGGGAUCCGAUACCUAACCCUCCGAAAGAAAAGACACUGCCCAAGACGCCUCAAAUGUCCCCGGCUGAGAAGGUUAUGGGUGAUUUGGAUGUAUUCUUUAACUACGACGAUGCAAACAUCAACGACCGAGAUGUUAUCAAGGGGCUUCAAGUAGCUAUACACGCAGCAGCGGAUAACACGUAUGAUGCGUGGAUACGAGAGAAAACCGGGUUAAGGAUCCGACGAUUCUUGGCUGAUCUGAAGUCGGUGGGCGAGACGGGACAAGAAAACGCAACUGGCAAGCGCGCGUGAGAGGCGCGUGUGGAACCUGGGAGGUUGUAAUGCAUACGGGAUUGUAAGGGUCUGGAUUAUAGAUGGCUUCUCUACCUUGUUUUCUCCUUCUUCCCUUUUACCUCCUUUUUUUUUUCUG